Messenger RNA from Mesitornis unicolor (brown roatelo), 1359 nucleotides. RefSeq names its product talin-2-like. The transcript is spliced from 11 exons. Gene Ontology annotation, molecular function: actin filament binding; integrin binding. Gene Ontology annotation, biological process: cell-cell adhesion. The record is from RefSeq and is a predicted model, not a curated record. NCBI's taxonomy places the organism in Eukaryota, Metazoa, Chordata, Aves, Mesitornithiformes, Mesitornithidae. Gene Ontology annotation, cellular component: plasma membrane; focal adhesion. The annotation marks the transcript as partial.
AUGAUUGCUGAUUAUUCCCCAUCAAAACUUAGUUUCCAGAUCGUUGAGACUAAAGAGGAUCAGAUUCAAGUAAUAGGUAACCUCAAGAGCAUCUCUAUGGCUUCCAGCAAGCUGUUACUAGCUGCCAAGUCUCUGUCUGUUGAUCCUGGAGCUCCUAAUGCCAAGAACCUCUUAGCAGCAGCAGCAAGAGCUGUGACUGAGAGUAUAAACCAGCUCAUCACACUGUGCACCCAGCAAGCUCCCGGGCAGAAGGAAUGUGAUAAUGCACUCAGAGAACUGGAGACAGUUAAGGGAAUGCUGGAUAAUCCCAAUGAACCUGUGAGCGAUCUCUCAUAUUUUGAUUGUAUUGAGGGCGUGAUGGAAAACUCAAAGGUCCUUGGAGAAUCAAUGGCGGGCAUUUCCCAGAAUGCAAAAACUGGGGAUCUGUUAGUCUUUGGAGAAUGUGUUGGAGUUGCAUCCAAGGCUCUUUGUGGCCUCACAGAGGCAGCAGCUCAGGCUGCUUACCUGGUUGGCAUCUCGGAUCCAAACAGUCAGGCUGGUCAGCAGGGUCUUGUCGACCCAAUUCAAUUUGCCAGAGCCAAUCAAGCAAUCCAGAUGGCUUGCCAGAAUUUGGUAGAUCCAGCAAGCAGCCCAUCACAGGUCUUAUCAGCUGCCACGAUUGUGGCCAAACAUACUUCUGCUUUGUGCAAUGCUUGCCGUAUUGCUUCAUCAAAGACAGCAAAUCCUGUUGCCAAGAGACACUUUGUACAGUCUGCCAAGGAAGUUGCAAACAGCACUGCUAACCUGGUUAAAACUAUCAAGGCCCUGGAUGGUGAUUUCUCUGAAGAGAACCGCAACAGGUGCAGAAUUGCUACUGCACCUUUGAUAGAGGCUGUGGAAAAUCUGACAGCGUUUGCUUCAAAUCCAGAAUUUGUCAGCAUACCAGCACAGAUUAGCACUGAGGGAUCACGAGCACAGGAACCAAUUCUAGUUUCUGCUAAAACGAUGUUGGAGAGCUCGUCUUUAUUGAUCAAAACUGCUCGUUCUCUGGCCAUCAAUCCAAAAGACCCUCCUACAUGGUCUGUACUAGCUGGGCACUCCCAUACUGUCUCAGAUUCUAUCAAGAGUCUUAUCACCUCUAUCAGGGACAAGGCCCCAGGCCAGCGAGAAUGUGAUUUCUCCAUUGAUGGGAUCAACAGAUGCAUCAGAGACAUUGAGCAGGCCUCCCUUGCAGCUGUCAGUCAGAGUCUGGCUGCCAGGGAUGACAUCUCAGUUGAGGCUCUACAGGAGCAGCUGACAUCGGUUGUCCAGGAAAUCAGCCACCUCAUUGAUCCCAUAGCUACUGCAGCUCGAGGAGAGGCAGCUCAGCUUGGGCACAAG